Molecule: messenger RNA, 1176 nt
Organism: Diatraea saccharalis (sugarcane borer)
Lineage: Eukaryota; Metazoa; Arthropoda; Insecta; Lepidoptera; Crambidae
Source: the annotation of a GenBank genome assembly
AUGAAUAAAUCCUUGUCCGAGUCAAACUUGAACGACCAGAUUACGGCAGGCGAACAAAAUAUCACCCCCCCGAACUUUGUUUUUACACGUGCUGCUAAAAAGAGGAAAGAACAGGACAGUCCUACUAAUCUGAUGGAGCUUCCAUACAGCGCUACAGAAAAUGAUUUCCACGCGUUUGUUAAUGAAAUGAGAGGUAUGUUUAACAACUUACUUGCUGCCCAGCGACAGGAAUUUGACAACAUAAAUCCUACAUUAAAGAGUAUUCAAGAAACCAACGCAAAAAUCGAGGCAUCUAUUGAAUACCUACACAUAGAGAACACAGAACUAAAAAAGAAAAUUAAGAACUUAGAACAGCAGAAAAAAGAAGAUGCGAAAUACAUUGUCUCACUUGAAGAGAAGUUAGAAAAUGUACAGAAAGGAUACAGGAAGGCUAAUUUUGAAAUUAAAAAUGUUCCAAAAGUAGAAAAAGAGACAAAAGAAGACUUGAUAAAAUUGACUACUUGUCUAUCCAAUACCGUUGGUGUAAACAUAACUAAAUCUGACAUUAAAGAUAUAUACAGAGUUCGCGGAAGAAAAGAGAAUAUCUCAAAUGCACCUAUUGUUGUAGAAAUGGCUUCAACUCUACUCAAGAUGGAUAUUUUAAAGAACUAGACUCCUAGAGGGAGAUCUCAGAGGCCAGCGGCAUUGCACAGUGUGGCAAUUAGAACAGCAGAUAACAUGGACGUCCCAGGAUCUCUUCAAACUGUGACUCCUUCACCUCCUACGCCACCUUCGGUUGGUGACAACAGUGUUGCUUUACUUACUGGAGCUGCUUUAUCCCUUGUUCUUCUCACGAUCUUAACAACGUUGUGCGUCACAUUGGUGGUUAUGUGCAAAAAGAAACAGCCUAGACGUGAUCCUGAACAAAACACUAUCCUGCGCAGAAAUGUUGGAGUGUCAAUGUAUGGUGGCUCAUCGAUGUCAUCCAACGUAGUUCCUACAGUAGUUGUGCGAGGGCACAGAGGUUCCAGAGUACUUGCAGCGAGAUGGUCAGGAGUUCUAGAUGAUGCACCAUUGGCUGUAUUAGCCUUGGAUACAAGACCACAUGAAACGGAUUCCAAUAACAGUGAUGCCGAACAAGAGACUGAACUAAACAGGCAUACGGGUGACACAGAAACACAGACAGGUCCUCACUGA